AUGUCAGCCGACAUCGAAAAAAUGUAUCGGCAAAUUUGGAUCGCCGAAAAAGACCGCGACCUUCAACGUGUGUUGUGGCGGGAAAACCCAGCUGAAGAAGUAAAGGAAUACAGACUUAACACGGUAACAUACGGAACGAGUUCAGCUUCUUAUUUAGCUACAGCGUGUUUAAAAAUGUUAGCUGAUGAUACGAGAUCGUUAUUUCCGGAAGCAAGCUUGGCAGUCGCAUCAGAUUUCUACAUGGACGAUUAUCUCGGAGGUGCACAAACGAUCGACGCCGCCAUUAAAUUACGUGACGGAAUAGUAACGAUUACAAACAAAUGUGGAUUCAAUUUGCGGAAGUGGGUGUCGAAUGAUAAGCGACUAUUAACUGGAAUUCCGAACGACGACAACGAUCCGCUGCGCGUACUAAAUUUAGAUGGCAGCGCUGUUAAAACGUUAGGCUUGAACUGGAGUCCGAUUAAUGAUACAUAUACAUACAAAAUCGAUAAGAUGAAUAAUGAUGGGGUCAUUACGAAACGUACGGUACUGUCUGCGAUCGCGACAAUAUUCGAUCCGUUAUCAUUGAUUGGUCCAGUCGUAGUAAAGGCUAAGAUGUUUAUGCAGCAAUUGUGGACAAAUAAAAUUAGCUGGGACGAAAGACUACCGCCACUAUUAUACGACGAAUGGAACACGUAUUAUGAAGAUAUAUUUGAAAUAGUACAAAUACAAAUACCACGGUGCGUAAUAGGAGUUGAUAAGGCGAUCCGUAUACAAAUACACUGUUUUGCCGACGCAUCAAUAAAAGCGUACGCGGCAGCGAUGUAUUUACGUGCAACAGACGAAUACGGCAAUCACGUCACCCGCUUAAUCGCUGCCAAAUCAGUCGGAGAAGUACAACAGUUUUCCUCUGCAACAGAAUGGUCACACGUUAGGUCUAGUGAGAAUCCCGCGGAUGUACUAUCCAGAGGUUGUAGUCCGAAUCAAUUACGUGAACACAAAUUGUGGUGGGAGGGCCCACAAUGGUUGCAGGUCGAUGAAAGUUUGUGGCCUAAUGCCAGAGAAAAGGCACCGUUACCACCCGAAGAUAUGCCGGACUUAAAAGGCGAAAAACCAGUUGUGUUAAGUACAAAGGUCGAAUUUGGAAUAAUUGAAAAGUAUUCAUGUUUACAAAAAUUACUUCGUAUUACGGCUUAUUGUAUGCGUUGGAAAACAUAUGAUAGUAAAAAUAAACAUUUUUCGGCGGAAAUCGAAACAGAAGAGCUUAAUGCCGUCAAGACGUUGUUGAUUAAAUUAGUUCAAAAACAAUAUUUUAUUGAAGAAAUCAAAUGUUUAAUUGCUAAAAAAGAUGUUAGUAAACGAAGUAAGUUAAAAUUAUUGUGUCCGUUUAUCGAUAAGAACGGUGUAUUACGAGUCGGUGGACGUCUAAAUAAUAUGCAAUCAAUCAAUGUCGAUAAGCGAAAUCCAGUAUUAUUACCAGCACAGUCUAAAUUAGGCUGGGGUCACACGAGCGUUGAAAGAACGGACGUUACGACGGACGUUAUAACGUCCGUUGUUGAAUUAUAUGAUUUUACUAUACGAUGGUCACACGCUUGA
Messenger RNA from Melanaphis sacchari, 1575 nucleotides. RefSeq lists its product as uncharacterized. The transcript has 2 exons. NCBI's taxonomy places the organism in Eukaryota, Metazoa, Arthropoda, Insecta, Hemiptera, Aphididae. The record is from RefSeq and is a predicted model, not a curated record. Bases 1 to 1575 code for a protein of 524 amino acids.